CUUUUAAACAAUUAAAUUUUGCGAGGAGCACCUGGGCAUGGUCGGUUUAUGGUGAAAUGUUCUUCUCACUUCCGGAUUAUGGCCAUAACAGUGCUCAGUGGAACAUUCAGAAGUUUUGAAAUGCAUCUGUAACCAAUGCCAUCAGUAUGUUUUGCAACAACAAGGUGAUGGGAAGAUUUAGUUAUAGUAAUUCCCACAGCAGGAUGCAUGAUGUCCAGUAUCACAUCAAAUAUUACAAUAAAACUGUGGUGUAACACUGACAAGUUUGCUGUAAAGGGUGGAGCAAGUGGCUGGUGUUUCUAAAUGAUAACUGUUAAUGACGAAGCACCCUUCUAAAGAUUUAACUAGUCAUUGCUGGAAAAGGAUCUGCAUCCGUGGGAAAAGAGGUUGCAACAUGGCUAUAAGACAAUUAUCAAAGUGGGCGCAUGCGUGGCAGUGAAAGCCAUGUAAUGACCAGCAAAUCAAGACAGUCAUCUGGGAAAUCGUUAUGAUGAACCUUACGACAGCCACAUUUACUCUGACCUGUUCAUCCAAUGUUACAGUGGCACCUAUUGGGGGGUAUAUUAUCACCUGGAGAAUGUUGAUGGUUACACUUAUUACAGUCCCACUCUCAGUCAUCACCAUCAUUGGCAACAUCCUGGUCAUUGUUGCGUUCCGGGUCAACCCACUGCUCAGGACGGUCAGUAACUACUUCCUGUUGAGCUUGGCUGUGGCUGACCUUAUACUGGGCACCAUUUCAAUGAACCUCUACACCACUUACAUUCUAAUUGGACGCUGGACGUUAGGCAAUCUGGCCUGUGAUGUGUGGCUGGCUGUGGAUUAUGUAGCAAGCAACGCCUCUGUUAUGAACUUGCUGGCUAUUAGCUUCGACCGUUACUUAUCUGUCACGCGACCUUUGACCUAUCGAGUCAGCCGCACAAACACAAGGGCAGCACUGUUGAUCGCUCUGGCAUGGGGGGUAUCUUUCCUGCUUUGGGCACCAGCCAUUUUGUUCUGGCAGCACAUAGUUGGUGAAAGGACAGUGCCUGAAGAUCAGUGUUCAGUUCAGUUCCUGUCUCAGCCUGUGAUCACUUUUGGCACUGCUAUUGCAGCGUUCUACUUGCCUGUCAGUGUGAUGGUGGGUCUGUACUGGAGGGUGUACCAAGAGACAGAGAGACGUUCACGGCAAUUGGCUGGGUUAAUAGCAUCCCAUGGGGGCGACUCCAACAAGUCAUCACAGUCCCAGUCUAGUAGCAGCUAUUUAAGUGACAGUGAAGAAGCCAGAAUCCAGACAACUAUUCAGCCAAAGUUGGAAGAGAGCACUAAGACCCUUUGUCCCUCCUUUACCUGGUGGACAGCAACAUGGUGGAAAAAGAGUAGGAUACAUUACACUGGAGCUUCAUCACACACCAUCAACAACCACACACACAAUGGCACAGACUGCUUCCUCAGCAAUGAGGAUAUCCAGAAAAAUGCUGCAUAUAUUCCUCUUGCUCAGGUCAAUAACAGGCUGGACUUACAAAACAAUGUUGAUUCUGAUGAUCUACAAGUGGCGAACUGCCAAUCAGACAGUCAACAGUCCCCUGAAGAGAGUCUCAAUGUUACUACAGGAGUGUCACCUCUUACGCAGGCCAGGGCACAGAAAAACCGUAAGCCACGCAGCUGGUCACUGAUCAGAGAGAAGAAAGCGGCACGGACCCUGAGUGCCAUCCUAUUGGCCUUCAUUGUGACGUGGACACCCUACAACAUCAUGGUGCUGGUGUCCACGUUCUGUGAACACUGUGUUCCUGAGAGGCUCUGGCAGCUGGGGUACUGGCUUUGCUACGUCAACAGCACAGUAAACCCAGUUUGCUACGCAUUAUGCAACAAGCACUUUCAAGUUACUUUCAGGGCUCUGUUACUCUGCAGGUGGAGGGAGCAGAGAAAGGGGAAAAGACGGACUUUUUCACAGGACAGCUAGUCAACUCACUGGAGACUCUUUUCCUCUCAUUUAUUAAUUGCGAUUCAUCGUUUCCUUUCCUUGCAUCCUCUGAGAGAGGAGCUAAUGACAUGAAGGUACAAGGGAAUUUGCCCAUUGGGACAUCCUUGCUCUUUGAAGUUAAGUUAUUGAGACAUGCACAAUUUGCAUGAAAAGCAUUACAUGCACAUUGUACACAGUGCAAUUGCCAACAAAAAUAAAAAAACUUUUUUUAUAGGUACAUUGCAUUCUAAAUGUUGAUGUUCAAGCCUUCAAGAUUGUACAUCGUCAACUUAUGGGAAUAUCCUGAGGAAAUUCAUCCAUGUAAACCAUUAAUUUUUCAGUAGUAUUCUCCUGUUUUUUUCGGGAUGUGCACAAUUUACCAGUAUGGAUUACAAAAUAAAAAGACAAAAGAGGCAACUGACAUCCCCACAUUUACAUCCCUCUAAACAAAAUUAAAGAUACAGCCAUGACAAAAGUGAUGGAUCAAUGCUCAGGUCUAUAGGAGGUAUAACAGAAUAUUAAAAAAAACCCUUUUUAUAACAUUGUGGAGACUUUUUUUAUUAUUAUUAUAAUGCUGUGUGGAUUUUUUAAACAAUUUACUAUUAGCUUUGAUUUUGGUCACAUGCCCACUUACGAACAACUUGGACUGAAAAAUGAAGUGGACAUUAAUGGGAACACACUGCGACUCUUUCUGAACACUAUACUGGGUUAGAUAAUUAAUGUUACUUUGUGUUAAGUCAGAUGUUUCUGUGCAGAUAUAUGGUGGAGCAAUGUUUAACCAUGAACACUUGUGUUACAUGUAUGUUUAUUGAAGAAAGGGCAAUAUAAAAGGGACAUAAGACAGCAUUACAUUCAUUACCAAA
Silurus meridionalis is the source of this 2802-nucleotide messenger RNA. It is a transcript of the gene chrm1a, whose product is annotated as cholinergic receptor, muscarinic 1a. Lineage: Eukaryota; Metazoa; Chordata; Actinopteri; Siluriformes; Siluridae. Gene Ontology annotation, biological process: G protein-coupled receptor signaling pathway, coupled to cyclic nucleotide second messenger; adenylate cyclase-inhibiting G protein-coupled acetylcholine receptor signaling pathway; chemical synaptic transmission. The transcript has 6 exons. Bases 488 to 1939 code for a protein of 483 amino acids. The record is from RefSeq and is a predicted model, not a curated record. Gene Ontology annotation, molecular function: G protein-coupled serotonin receptor activity; G protein-coupled acetylcholine receptor activity. Gene Ontology annotation, cellular component: dendrite; plasma membrane; synapse.